AUGCAGAAAGAAAUGGAAGAUUUCCCAGCAGCCAUUUAUUUGGCCAGUGAGGAGAGUGUAUUUCACAAUCCAGCUGUCUUAUUCGAUCUGGUACGACCAACUAAAACAGGCAAUGGUGUGGAAUCAGCUGCAGGUCUGGCCAAUGUUAUUCCUAGAAAAAGAAUAUAUCGUAUGGAAACAGAAGAAGAACUAGAAAUAUUCAAAAAUGAGUUGCUACGACGACCGUUAGUUCUACAGCCAACAACCCAUUCUGGUAAAGGCAUUGGUAAAGGAACAAAGGGUUGUGCAUUAUGGGUAAAUCACAUAAAUUGGAUAUUACUAAUCAACCAAACUCACCCGAAGAUUCUGGGUAGAAUACAGAUGGGGGUGGAUGCUGCUAAACAAGCCAUGGCUAAUAAGGAACCAUUCCUGCUGAGGUAUAAAUUUGGUUCGUUACUUCAACGCCUACAUUUUCUGAUAUUUAAAGAUGGUUUAAACCUGUCAGAUCAUUUUGAUCAGAUGCUAAGUUAUUUACGUUACGCGAACUGGACAUAUGGAGAAUUAAUUGUACGAUAUCCAGGCCCAGAAGGCACCAAAACCUUUCUAAUUCCAAAAAGAGAUAUAUCUUUCUCAUUUGAAGAUAUUGAACCUCAGGAGAUAUUUGUUCGACCUGAAUUAUAUCGGGCACCUAUCAGACCACCCAACAACCCAGUUACUGGAGAUGAGAUUAGAACAUGGCUACCAGGCUGGACUGUAAAUGAAAUCACCCCUCUGGAGGAUAUUGGUGAAACAGCACCAACCAACAAUUACAGCUAUGCACAAGCUGGACGACUUUACGAGAGCUUCCGUAAAAAGAAGAAGACUAGACCCGUUGUAGAUAAAUCACCAAAAGAUAAUCAUGGAUUUGAGAGCAGCAUCGAGAUGGAGGAUAUUGCACCGUCUGUGUCGCAGGGUGCCAUGGCCGGACCGUCUACUCCAAACGGGGCUUAUAGUUAUCUUCCUCAGAACUCUAGUGUACACGGGGCUUCAGCAAAUUAUAUCCAUCCAAAAUCCCAAUCUGACAAUCGUUAUGACGAUAGAAAUUUUGAUUCAAAUCGUCAUGAAAAUAGACAUGCGAGAGAAAGGCAGCCACAAAGACCGUCCCGACAACACGAAAGACAGCCAGUAAAAUCAGAAUUAUAUCCGGAAGUGCACAUUGUGGACAAAUCCUCUAAAUCAAAAUCACGAGAUUUGUAUAACAAACCAGAAGUUGAUUUAAGUCAAGGUCGGGAAUCCAAUCAAUCCUCAUUUUCAACGGCAGCCAGCUCUGGGCCCACAGACAGUGGUUACCAUGGCAACGAGACAGACAGUUACCAUAGUGAUAGAUAUCCCCAUGACAACGGUUAUAGUCACGGUGAAAAUCUGGGAUUCCAUCACGAGGAGGAAAGCGAGGAUAAAAUAAUGAUGAAACAUAAACAAUUCGUGAAUAAUAUGUUACAGGAGAGGCAGGCAGUAAAUAAUAACCUCCCGGUUCGGAAACCUCGCAACGCGGAAUACAGGGCACACCAGAAAAACCCGGGUCAACGAUAUGAAAAUAAUUAUAAUAAACAACAACAAAAUGGUCCUCGGAGUCCACGGCAUAAUGAUUACUACCAAAACACACCUAAAAACGGUCAUUAUGACAGUCCUCGAGAUCUAAAGCAGCCUGAUCGCAAUGACAGAAGUCCACAUGAUCGCUAUGGAAACACACCAAAUAAUAGACACUAUGAGAAUUAUGAUCACUAUGGCAACAAUCCUAGGCAGACGUAUAAUGAGGAGCAUAAUACACAACAUUUUAAUUUUAAAACUGAAAAUAUGAGUGAAAGCUUUAUCUAA
This is a messenger RNA of Lottia gigantea (owl limpet), 1833 nucleotides long. RefSeq lists its product as hypothetical. The record is from RefSeq and is a predicted model, not a curated record. Bases 1 to 1833 code for a protein of 610 amino acids. Lineage: Eukaryota; Metazoa; Mollusca; Gastropoda; Lottiidae. The transcript has 7 exons.